AUGUCUGAUUCCGAUAAUCGUGUUAUUCUGAAUGUGGGUGGCAUUCGCCACGAAACUUACAAAGCUACUCUCAAGAAAAUUCCAGCUACACGUUUGUCACGUCUGACGGAAGCGUUGGCAAACUAUGAUCCAGUUCUAAAUGAAUAUUUCUUCGACAGACAUCCGGGCGUCUUCGCCCAGAUCCUCAAUUAUUACCGCACGGGAAAACUGCACUAUCCCACUGAUGUGUGCGGACCCCUAUUUGAGGAAGAAUUAGAAUUUUGGGGUCUUGACUCCAACCAAGUGGAACCCUGUUGCUGGAUGACUUACACUCAGCACAGAGACACACAAGAUGUACUCACUAUCUUGGAUCGACUGGAUCUAGAUACCGACAAACCGACAGAAGAGGAUAUUAUGAAGAAAUUCGGAUUGGAGGAUAGGUAUAAGGCUGGAGAUCUCAAUUGUUGGCAAAGAGUUCAACCCAAGAUUUGGGCUCUCUUCGACGAGCCAUAUUCUUCGACACCUGCAAAGGUUAUCUCCAUUGUGUCCGUUUUCUUCAUCGUUAUAUCUAUACUAUCCUUCUGCCUUAAGACUCAUCCUGAGAUGCGAGUUCCGGUCUUGCGCAAUGCGACAAAUUCAACCCCUUGGCAUUUGGAGAAGCAGAAGACCGAACCGCACGAGGCCUUCUUCUAUAUCGAGUGCGCAUGCAAUGCGUGGUUCACGUUUGAGAUUAUUAUCCGCUUAAUUGUGGCACCCAAUAAAUUCUACUUCAUGAAGGCCCCCGUCAACAUCAUCGACAUUGUGGCCACACUGUCGUUCUAUCUUGACUUUUUGCUCACGAAACUUAAACAGGAGAGCGACAUUCUCGAGUUUUUUAGUAUUAUUCGUAUCCUUCGUUUAUUCAAACUGACCCGCCAUUCUGCGGGAUUAAAAAUUCUCAUCCAUACUUUCAAAGCCAGUGCCAAGGAAUUAUCUCUUCUAAUCUUUUUCUUGGUUCUGGGUAUUGUAAUUUUCGCUGCCCUUAUAUUUUACGCUGAACGGAUAGAAUACAACCCAAACAAUGACUUUGAUAGCAUCCCCGUUGGUCUGUGGUGGGCAAUUGUGACAAUGACCACAGUAGGAUAUGGGGAUAUGGCCCCCAAGACGUAUGUAGGUAUGUUUGUGGGGGCAUUAUGUGCUCUAGCUGGUGUGUUGACGAUAGCUCUACCGGUCCCAGUUAUAGUAAGCAACUUCGCGCUUUUUUACUCACACACACAGGCCCGAUCGAAACUGCCCAAGAAACGUCGACGAGUGUUACCAGUGGAAGCUCCCAGACCAAAAGUACCGAAAGGACCUGGUGUCCCAGGAGGAGGUGUGGGCCCAGCAAAUAGGAGGAUGAACGCCAUAAAACAUAAUCAUCCUCCCGGGUCGUUGGACGCUAAGAUGGCCCGUAUAGGUAAUCUUUCCUUCCUUCUUUUAAGACUGAAGCAACUACAUUCUUUUUUUCUACUUCCUCUCUCUCUGUGUUUUGCUCUUCUUCCUUUUAUUUCCCCCUCUCUUUCUUCUGUAUGUUUGCUGCUAUUCUACCCUCUCUUAUCCAUUUUCAACUCCUCUAAAUUCUUAUUCUUCUCUUUUUUUCUAUCAUCUCUCUCACCUAUUUAUAUUGUAUUUUGUUUGACACUUUCUUCUUCUCGUUCUUCUUCACGUUUUUCUAUCAUUCUCUCUCUCUCUCUCUCUCUCUCUCUCCUAUUUGUAUUUCGUUUGACACUUUCUUCUUCUUUUUCUUCUUCUCUUUUUUCUAUCAUCUCUCUCUGCUAUUUAUAUUGUAUUUCGUUUGACACUUUCCUUUUCUUCUUUUUCUUCUUCUUCUACUACUACUACUUCUACUUGAAGUAUCUUCAAUCCACAUUUCCGGGCUAA
Acanthosepion pharaonis is the source of this 1878-nucleotide messenger RNA. The record is from the annotation of a GenBank genome assembly. Lineage: Eukaryota; Metazoa; Mollusca; Cephalopoda; Sepiida; Sepiidae.